AUGGAGAUGAUGGAGGCUGUGGAAGAGAACACGCAGGCCAAGAACCCAAUGGAGGGGGACCAGCUGGUGAGCAAAGGAGGGGAUGACCCUGAGGCCAACCCGCUCCACCCGCAAGAGGUCGACGUAGCGGGCCACCGCAUCCUAAAGCCCACCGUCAAGUCGAUGGUGACGGCGUACGAGACACACACGCUACACGGGAAGAAGCAGGUGCUGGAACACAUCAGCGAAGAGGAGUGGCGCCUCAUUCGCGACACCAAGAUCCAGGCCUCUGGCAAGUGGAUCACGCGGGACGCGAAGGACGGCAGCUCCCCGCAGACUACCCCGCGCUCGCCGCAGCGCCGCGGCACGAACCCGCCCCGCUCGGCCGGCAGGGGUCACUGGCCGGACCGCAUCACGGCUGGGGCGGUGGCCAGCGCCGGGGGGAGCGGCAACCCGCGCACGCGCGGCUUCACCCACGGCUCGGACGUGUCGCAGUCGUCGUGCGACCUGACCGCCGUGCUGGUCACCACCUGGGACAAGGUGCCCCUGCGCGGCUCGAAAACGCAGCAGAAGGCCAAGAAGCCCGACGACGGGCAAGCCGCGGAGAGAGUGGGCGCGGAGAAGGCCGACGACGGUAAGGGCGGCGGCGACGAAGAAGAAGACGACGACGAGGACGACAAUGAUGAAGAAGAGGACGCGCGCUUUCGAGCGGUCAAGACGUGGUCGGCCGGCACCAAGCUGCAGCGGCCGAUGUCGAUCAAAGCGAGUCCGGCCUCUACGUUCGACGAGUGGAUGCUCCAGUCGCGAGAGGACAUGCAGACGUUCGGAGGCGAGAGCGCGACGGCGCGCCCGUCGGACUCGACGGCGCUCCUGUCCCCCGACGCGCCCGCUGCUGCGGGCAGCGACCUUGAGCCGGGCGGUGAUGGAAGCGCCGAAAGAGCGUCGGCGGCGGGUCGGACCACGAGGGCUCGGGGAAAAGAGGAUCGGAUGCGCAAGUCGAACAGCAGCGGGAGAGAGCGAAAGAAGGCGGGCGGAAGAGCGAAAAGGGCGAGAGGAGACGAAAAGACCAAGAAGGCGAAGGCGAAGGCGAAGACAGACGGUGAGGGCAAGAAGGCGGAAGCAACGACGAAGCAGCACAAAAGGCGGAAGAGCCGCGAGAAACUCGAGGCUGCGAUUGUCGCCAGGAGCGGCGAUGACGAGGAAGACUCCGGCUACGUUUCACCACCUCACUCUCCGCACAAGUACGGCGCCAUCCGCCCCGCGUGUCGUCAUGCUGGGCGCAAUUCGCUGGUGUGUAAUGGACAUCGGAAUGCACGCUACAGACGCAAUGCCGGGUCUACGCCGGGGCCAGUACGACUCGUCUACGAAGAGGGCCGAGGAGGCAACACCAACUUCACCAAGAUCAACCGAAAGCGCAGGUGA
Acanthamoeba castellanii str. Neff is the source of this 1401-nucleotide messenger RNA. RefSeq lists its product as uncharacterized. The coding region runs from base 1 to 1401 and encodes 466 amino acids. Lineage: Eukaryota; Discosea; Longamoebia; Acanthamoebidae. The record is from RefSeq and is a predicted model, not a curated record. The transcript has 5 exons.